GUGGGUCCCCCGGUGGGCCAGCGUGGGAGAAUAUGGAGAACGCUCUACAUACCCGAGACCGGGUAGGGGUACAGGACUAUGUACUACUUGAAGAUUUCCGAAAUGAAAAAGCAUUCGUUGAAAACUUACGGAAGAGGUUUAAAGAGAAUCACAUUUAUACUUACAUUGGAUCAGUGUUGGUUUCAGUAAAUCCUUACAGAGACUUAGGGAUUUACAGGAAGGAAUUCAUCGAACAGUACCGUAAUGUCAAUUUCUUUGAGUUGCCACCACACAUAUUUGCCAUUGCUGACACAGCCUAUAGGCUGAUGCACGAGGAAUGCCGGGAUCAGUGUAUCCUAAUAUCUGGAGAGAGUGGGGCAGGAAAGACAGAAGCUUCCAAAAAAAUCCUACAUUACCUUGCUGCUGCAAGUUAUCAUGCUAAGCAGGUGGAGCAUGUGAAAGAAAAACUCUUGAAUUCUAAUCCUGUGUUAGAGGCUUUUGGGAAUGCCAAAACUAAUCGAAAUGACAAUUCUAGUAGAUUUGGCAAAUACAUGGAUAUUGAAUUCAAUUUUUUGGGUGCACCUCUUGGUGGCCAUAUCCUUAACUACCUUUUGGAGAAGUCUCGGGUGGCUCAUCAGAAUAACGGUGAAAGGAACUUCCACAUAUUCUACCAGCUAGUGAUGGGAGCUGAUGACAGCACUUUACAGAGGUUACUCCUUCGGCGUGAUCCAGAGUUUUACUAUUACCUGAACCAAGGUAACAGUACCAGAGUGAAUGGAAUUGAUGACGCUGCACAGUUCCAGAUUGUUAAAAGUGCUCUGUCAGUUAUAGAUUUCACAGAAGAGGAAAUAAAUGCUUUGUUUGCAGUUGUUGCAUCAGUUCUUCACCUAGGUAAUGUUGGCUUCACAGAGGAUGAUGGUCGUGCUGUUAUUGCACAGGAGAAAUCAGUUUAUUCUGUAUGCAAGCUCUUAGGAUGUCCGGAAGAUAUGUUGAAUGAUGCCCUUACUCAUCGUACUAUUGAAGUUUGUGGUGAUUCUGUUGUAAGUCCACUGAAUCGAGACCAGGCUAUACGUGCAAGAGAUGCCAUUGCAAAAGCUGUGUAUGAGCGACAGUUUAAGUGGUUGGUCCAGAAGUUAAAUGCCUCUCUAGAAAAUAAGGAUGAUGCUGGAAAGAAAACCCUAAUGGGUCUGCUAGAUAUUUACGGGUUUGAAAUCUUUAAAAAUAACAGCUUUGAGCAGUUUUGUAUCAACUAUUGCAAUGAGAAACUUCAACAACUUUUCAUUGAACUAACACUAAAGUCCGAACAGGAAGAAUACAGGAAAGAGGGCAUUGAGUGGGAGCCAGUAGAAUAUUUCAAUAAUAAAAUUAUAUGUGACCUUAUAGAGGAGCAGCAUAAAGGUAUCAUCUCCAUUCUGGAUGAAGAAUGUCUUCGACCAGGUGAUGCAACAGAUAUGACAUUCCUUGAUAAACUAGAAACAGUUGUUGGGUCACACCAACACUUUCUCUCCCAUAAGAUAGCAGACAAAAGAACUAAGAAAACGUUAUGUAGAAAUGAAUUCAGGCUGAGACAUUAUGCUGGAGAUGUCACAUACAGAGUAGAAGGGUUUUUGGAGAAGAAUAAUGAUCUUCUGUAUCGAGAUUUGAAAAAGACUAUGACAAAGACAUCCAAUCUCAUCACAAGAACUUCUUUUCCAGAAUCUGAGCUUUUAAGCAAGAAAAGACCAGACACAGCAGCCACCCAGUUUAAGAGAAGUUUAUCUCAACUGAUGCUGAUCCUUAUGUCAAAAGAACCGUGGUAUGUCCGAUGUAUCAAACCCAAUGAUAGAAAACAGUCAGCUGUUUUUGAUGACAUGAUUGUGUUACAUCAAGUCAAAUAUCUUGGUCUUAUGGAAAACUUGAGAGUUCGCAGGGCAGGGUUUGCUUACCGACGCCCUUAUGAAGUUUUCCUAAAAAGAUACAAGUGCCUUUGUCCAAAAACUUGGCCCAGUUAUCAAGGUAGUGCCAAAGAAGGAGUACAAGUUCUAGUAAACCAUCUGGGCUAUAUACCAGAUGCUUACAGAAUGGGAAAAACAAAGCUUUUCAUUCGUCUACCACAAACUCUUUUUGAGAUUGAAGAUAGCUUCCAGAACAAGAAACAUGAUUUGGCCACAAUAAUUCAGGCGAAAUUCAGAGCCUAUGAUCAGAGAAAGAAGUUUUUGCAAAUAAAAACAUCAGCAAUUAUUAUAUCCUGCUAUUGGCGACGGUACGCAGCCAAGAAAUCACUUGCAAGACGACGACGGGCAGCCAAGGUGAUUCAAAAUUUCAUCAAAGGUUUUAUCAGAAGAAAUGAAGCAGAAAAUGAAACAAAUAAAUAUUUUAUACGAUGUGCGAAGUCUGAAUACUUACGCCGUCUAGCUCACAACCUGCCAAAGAGUGUCCUUGAUAAGUCAUGGCCUCACCCUCCAAGAUGCUGUCAUCAGGCUUCUAACCUUCUACAAGACAUGCACAGAAAGUGGCUGAUGAGAAAGUACUGCAAAUCACUCUCUGCUGAGCAAAAAGCCCAGCUUGACCAAAAAGUAGUGGCCCAUGAUCUUUUUAAAAACAAGAAACAGAGCUACCCUCAAACUGUACCACAACCAUUCCUUGAGAACAGGCUAACUCCUGAACAAAAUACUAUGAAAGCAAAUGCCUUUGAUAACUCUUCUAAUCCUCAUGGUGAAAAGACGUUGUACUGUGCACCAGUGAUCAAAUAUGAUCGUCAUGGCUACAAGGCUCGUGGACGAAUUCUUGUGGUGUCCGACAGAGCUAUUUAUCUUCUAGAUGAUAAAGAUUUUAAACAAAAACAUAGGUUGGAUUUUCAGGUGUUAACAGGUCUGUCUUUGACUAACAUGACUGAUGUUAUAUUGGUGCUGAGGAUACUUAAUAAUCUUAGAAACAAAAAAUUAUCGAUAAAUAUUUAUACUUGA
This is a messenger RNA of Limulus polyphemus (Atlantic horseshoe crab), 2924 nucleotides long. RefSeq names its product unconventional myosin-Ic-like. The transcript is spliced from 29 exons. Gene Ontology annotation, molecular function: ATP binding; actin filament binding; microfilament motor activity. Gene Ontology annotation, biological process: actin filament organization; vesicle transport along actin filament. The coding region runs from base 33 to 2924 and encodes 963 amino acids. The record is from RefSeq and is a predicted model, not a curated record. NCBI's taxonomy places the organism in Eukaryota, Metazoa, Arthropoda, Merostomata, Xiphosura, Limulidae. Gene Ontology annotation, cellular component: cytoplasm; plasma membrane; myosin complex.